AUGGCGUUGGUGCAUCCAACACAAAAAUGGUGUUGGACGUAUCCAAAACCAAAAUGGUGUUGGACACAUCCAAAACCAAAAUGGUGUUGGACGCAUCCAAAACCAAAAAUGGUGUCGGACACAUCCAAAACCAAAAUGGUGUUGUACACAUCCAAAACCAAAAUUGUAUCGGACGCAUCUAAAGCCAAAAUGGUGUUGAACACAUCCAAAACAAAAAUGGUGUUGGACACAUCCAAAACCAAAAUGGUGUUGGACACAUCCAAAACCAAAAUGGUGUUGGACGCAUCCAAAAUCAAAAUGGUGUAG
Molecule: messenger RNA, 306 nt
Organism: Paramuricea clavata
Lineage: Eukaryota; Metazoa; Cnidaria; Anthozoa; Malacalcyonacea; Plexauridae
Source: the annotation of a GenBank genome assembly